GAUUUUCUUCGGAAAAUCCAUUUCUAAUUUCAGAAAUCAGAUUACGUGUUUGGAGUGGACAUAAUAUUAAUUUUUCUGUAAUAAAUUUAAUUAGAAUUAUUUGAGAGACAAGGAUAAGGUAAAAAGAAAAGGAGAAAUCUUAAGGCAUCCUUGUAAAACUAACUUGGCAACCCUGAACAUUCCUUAGCCAAUCAAUCCUUGUCAAACUUGUUUUCUCACAUUGUGCAAUCCACAUUCCACAUUACCACAUUUCGCCAUUUUGUUUUCAUGUUUCAUGUCAGUGUUGUAUAUGAUCGGUAGUUACGUUCUUAAAUUUCUUCUGUACUAUUAUAUGCAUAUGUAUAUGUUCAAAUCAAAUUCAUACAGUGUAUAAAAUACGCGAUUACACACUUGUGCUAAAAAGUUCGUAUAUUUUUACGUAAACAACAAAAGUAAGCAGAUAAAAUGGCAUCAAACAAACGUAUGAAAUACGUAUAUGAUAACGAAGGUACUACAUCCGAGGAAGAAUCAUGUGAAGACGUAGAUUACAUGCCAAAUAAUAAAUCCCGAGCUGGAAGAAAACCAAAAUGUUUCUCAAAAAACGCUCUACUCGCACGAGAGAAUAGAUUAAAGAAGAAGAUAUAUAUUACAAAUCUUGAAAACGACGUCACUUCUUUAAAAAAGGAAAAUAAAAAACUUGCCUCAGUAGUAGACAAUCAGUCUUUUCUAAUAGCCGAUUUAAAAAGGCAACUUAGGUAUUUCAAAAGUGUCGUUGCGAAUAGUAGCGACAUAAGCACACUGAUUCGGAACAUCCACCAAAACACAGGUAUGUCUGUAUCCUCGUCAUUGGAUAAAAAUUUGUCACUGAAAAAUGUUUGUGUUCCAAAGCCUAAGCAGCCAAUAGCUAGAAAAACUGCACAUCCGUGGGAUGAGACAAAUUAUCCUAGUUAUCCCACACCCGAAUCUAAUUAUUUGUCUAGUCCUGACGCUUUGAGAGGAGACGAAUUAACAGAGAUGCUGAACGAUAUCCCAUUAGACUUCCCAAUAGAUAUCAAAGAACACGAGUUGAUGGACAGUUUCGAUUUCAAGGACAACAUCGAAAUCAAUCCCUCCGAUACAUUAAGCGAGCACAAUUAUUACACUACGACCAUCCCAAAAGAAGUACUUUAUAACGACGAUGGUAUAGACGAUGUAGGAGUUUGCCUUCACGUUUCCAAACACAGACUUUCCCUGGAGUUCUGCCCAACAUGCAGCGAAAACGCCGCCCGGUCUUGGCUCGAGUAAAUCAAAAUGUCUGUAUCUGUUUUCUACCAUUAACGUUAAGUAUUUUUUUGUUACGUUGGUACUUUCCUUACACCAAAUUUACGUUAGCUUUGUUAGGUAUCGUACUGUAUAGUUUUUAAAUUUUCAGGAAGCCGUGAGUUUUUCGGAGGCGAUCACUUAGGGAAGGCUUGCAGAUUCACCUUCCGAUCCCAGCGUCUUUUUGAAAGUCUGUUGCCGAGCAGAGUCGGUUCUGUCGAAAGUGGAAGCAUUGGACUAAGUAUAGUAUCGAAAAGAGUAUCGUUCCUUUUUUCCAGCAGUGGGACUGGUAGAUUUGAAUAUAAAUUUGGUUUUUAGCCAUCUUUUUAAUAAGAACUAAAAAAUUCUGUGUUUAAAUACAAAAAACGUUUAACGAAUUUUGUAAUUUUUUUUUGUUUCAUUAGUUUUUAAUUGUAAAUUCAGUUCUACCAGUUCCUAUUGCAGACUAAUGUAAAAAAAAAAUACAUUUUUUAUUAGGUUUCCAAAGAGUAUAAGUCUGUUGAUUUUUUUACUAAACAAAGUAUGUUUUUUGAGUUUCAGCUUCUGCAGGGAGAAGUCCACGGGAGGCUGUCGGGAUAUUUUAUUUAUUUUACUUUAGAUAGGUCAGGUAAUGCUCGGUGGUGUAAGGAAAGGGUAACAACUCGCUUUGUAUAUAAAUUCAUAUGUUGUGUUAAUUUUUGUACGUGUAAAUAUAAAUUAUGUAUUGAAAUCUU
This is a messenger RNA of Anoplophora glabripennis (Asian longhorned beetle), 1991 nucleotides long. RefSeq lists its product as uncharacterized. Bases 445 to 1263 code for a protein of 272 amino acids. Gene Ontology annotation, biological process: regulation of DNA-templated transcription. The transcript has 3 exons. NCBI's taxonomy places the organism in Eukaryota, Metazoa, Arthropoda, Insecta, Coleoptera, Cerambycidae. Gene Ontology annotation, molecular function: DNA-binding transcription factor activity. The record is from RefSeq and is a predicted model, not a curated record.